This is a messenger RNA of Planococcus citri (citrus mealybug), 1860 nucleotides long. RefSeq lists its product as uncharacterized. The transcript is spliced from 2 exons. The record is from RefSeq and is a predicted model, not a curated record. Bases 290 to 1819 code for a protein of 509 amino acids. Gene Ontology annotation, molecular function: zinc ion binding; nucleic acid binding. NCBI's taxonomy places the organism in Eukaryota, Metazoa, Arthropoda, Insecta, Hemiptera, Pseudococcidae.
CACCUGCCCCCUUGUCGCGGAUUCGCGGUUAUUAAUUAUAUUUGGCUAUGUUUUUGUUAUAUUUAAAGUUCGCGAUCUCGAUAAUAUUCGGCUGCUAGGUUUGUUAUCUUGAAGAUUCAAAAGUUUUUGUUAUUGUUUUUAUUCGAAAAUAAAUAGAGUACGAAAAGGGUUCGUAUUGAAGCGAUUAAAUCAAUCGCCCUUAUUGUUGAAUUCCUUUUUCGUUAUGGUAGCAGGCUGAUCCUAAAUAAUCGUUCGUUUCGUCCUCCGAAUUCGUUGGUAAAUUCCAAAAAUGCCGGAAACCAGCGAAAAUGCCGAAAAGCUAAAAGCGUUAUCCACCCGAAAGUCCAGACUUCGUUCUUCACUGACUAGAAGUAUGUCAUACGUAAGUGAGAAGCUGGCGACGGCAGAUUUUAACGAAGUUAAAGUGAAAUUGACAAUGGUCGAAGAUAUAUAUAAAAAUUAUCUUGCUUUACUUGACGAAUUCGACAACUUCGAAGUUCCGGAUCUGGACCCUUUCAUAGAAAAAUUCGAAGAUGACUACAUCGCCAUUAAAGGUAAAUUAGAAAGCAGUAUCGAAAAAUUCUCUAAUAGCAGUGCUGUUCCAGGUUUUAAAAGACAGUGUACAACUGAAUCUGGUGGUAGCGGUAGUUGUUGUUCUUCUUCAAAAGCUACGAUUAAGUUACCAAAGUUGGAGUUGAAGAAAUAUGGUGGUAAUCUACUUGAAUUCGAAUCGUUUUGGUCUUCGUUCAACUCAGCUGUACAUAAUACUGAUUUAGAAGCAACUGAUAAAUUUACGUACUUGAGAAAUAACCUGGUAGGCGAAGCUGAAUUAUUGUUGAAAGGUAUGGGUACCACUGCUGCAAACUAUCCAAUCGCAUACGAAAUGGUAAAAAAGAAGUUUGGUAAUAAAAAGAAAUUAAUUGAUUUAUUAUACGAUAAUUUAACGAAAAUUCCAAAAAGUAACAAAUGGACUAAAAAUUUGCGAAAUACUUACGAUAAUAUUGAAUCGAAUUUACAUGCUUUAGAAGGUGUAGGUGAAAAUAUUCAAAACAACACCAUACUGUACUCGAUGAUUAUGAAGAAGUUUCCAUUUGAUAUAAUUAUGAAAGCCGAUUUGGAUGUUGCAAGUAACGAUUUAUCCGAAUUGAGGCAGAAAGUUGGCGAAUUGAUAUGGAAACAAGAGCAAUAUUGUGGUACGAAUUGGAGUGAGUCAUCCGAUAAUAAUCCUAAUAAAAAAGAUUUUUUCAAAGGUACUACAGAGAGCUUGAUAACUGGUGAUAGAAAACCGAGUAAAAAAUGUAUCUAUUGCGGUGAAACGUCACAUUAUUCCGAUGAAUGCAGCAAAAUAACGACAUUGGAAGACCGAAGAAAGAAAUUGAAUGGUCGUUGCAUCAUUUGUUUGAAUCCUGGUCAUCUCGCUAAAGACUGUACGGUAAACAAACCAUGUGUACAUUGUAAGAAACGUCGUAGUCAUCAUCGUAGUUUAUGUAUUAAAUUAUUUUCAAAAGAAGUUAGUAAUCCUGAACCAACUGAAUCUUUACUAAUGAAAGAUCAAGAAGGUAACCUGUUAGCAGCCACAAUCAACGUUGGUAAUGAAAGUCGUGUUCAGAAAGUUACCUCAAUUCUGGAUAGCGGUUCAAGAAGAUCGUACAUUACUACGAGGUUGGCCGAUAAAUUAAAAUUGAAGCCUCUUCAUUAUGAAACGAUUAGAAUUUCUACGAUUUGUUCCGAAGCUCCUCGAGAAAUUUCAACCAAGAUUCCAGAUUCAAGAAAUUCAAGCUCGCUGAAGUUGAUAAAAAUCUUGUACCUGAACUCCUGAUUGGAAAUGACUACAUGUUCGAUUUUAUGGUCAUGGAAAAA